UUUCUCUGGAAGGUAGAAAAUUAAAUUCGGAGGUCUCCGGAAAACCAGGAAGAAGGCAGGGUUGUUGGUUUGCAUCAACUUCCUGGAAGCAAAAGCCACUACAGAGAACUUGCCCAGGAAGGUUGGUGGCAGGAAGGAGAGAAGAGGAUGAUCUAGAGAUGGACGCUUCCAAGUGGCAUCCAGUCGGUUCUCUUUAGACUGCCAUGAGUCAGCCACCAUCCGGGGGCGCUGCCCCUGCCGCAACCUCAGCUUCUGCCGCCGCCGCAGCCACGGAGGCUCGCAUGCACCCGGAGGGCAGCAGCAGAAAGCAGCAGCGAGCUCAAUCACCUGCUAGGCCUAGGGACAAUUCUCUCCGACAGGCCGCCGGGGCUGCGCGGUCCCCGCUUGGGGUCGGCCCUAAACUCAAUUCUGUUCGGCAGCAGCAGCUGCUGCAGCAGCAACAGCAGGGUAACAAGACAACCGGUCGAGGCGCCUCCGGGGCGGGCUCUAGAGGAUACGGAGGAGGGGCGGAGAAGGCGGCGCCCUCGCUACCAAAAGGGGCUGCUCCCGGAGCUGUCCAGCCCGCGCCUGGUGCUGAAGGGUCCCCCGCGUUGAUCCCAGCGGCUGUGAGCUGCAGGAGGUCCGGACCGCCUGUGGAGCCACCCCAGGAAAUAGAAUCGGGGCCCUCGAAAGUCGGGGAACCCCCUCCGCUCGGGGGAGGAGGAGGGGGCGGAGAAGGAGGAGGAGCCGGUGGUGGCCCGGGGGACCGGGAGGGGGGCGCUCCGCAGCCGCCGCCGCCCAGAGGUUGGCGAGGGAAAGGCGUCCGCGCUUCGCAGAGGGGUAUUAGCGGGGAGGGAGUCUCCCCUUCGCCACCCACCGCCGCUACGAGCAGAACCCCCGGCUCGGGCAGCAGAAACUCCGGGAGCGGCGGCACAGGGGGCGGCAGCGGUGGCGGAGGGAGCUACUGGAAGGAGGGAUGUCUGCAGUCUGAGCUCAUCCAGUUCCAUCUCAAGAAGGAGCGGGCUGCUGCGGCGGCGGCCGCGGCUCAGAUGCACACUAAAAACGGUGGCGGCGGUAGCCGCAAUUCCCCGGUCGCCGGAGCUCCUGCCAUCUGUGAGCCCCUGGUGGUCCCCUCCUUCUCCCCAAUGGCGGCUGCCGCCGAGGGCCCCCAGCAGAGCGCAGAGGGCAGCAGCAGCGCCGGGGCCAUGCAGGCGGCUGCCCCACCUUCGACCCAGCCGCACUCGCAGCAGCUCCAAGAGCAGGAAGAUAUGCAGGAGGAGAUGGAGAAGCUGCGGGAAGAGAACGAGACUCUCAAGAACGAGAUCGAUGAGCUGAGGACCGAGAUGGACGAGAUGAGGGAUACUUUCUUCGAGGAGGAUGCCUGUCAACUGCAGGAAAUGCGCCAUGAAUUGGAGAGAGCCAACAAAAACUGCCGGAUUCUGCAGUACCGCCUCCGCAAAGCCGAGCGCAAAAGGCUCCGCUACGCGCAGACCGGGGAAAUUGACGGCGAGCUGUUGCGCAGCCUGGAGCAGGAUCUCAAGGUUGCAAAGGAUGUAUCUGUGAGACUUCACCAUGAAUUGGAAAAUGUGGAAGAAAAAAGGACGACAACAGAAGAUGAAAAUGAGAAACUGAGGCAGCAGCUUAUAGAAGUAGAAAUUGCAAAGCAAGCCUUACAGAACGAACUGGAAAAAAUGAAGGAGAAUACUCUCCUGAGGAUCUCCCACGGCAGCCACUUCAGUCCCAUCAGAGUUCUGGUGAAAGGGUUUCUUUGCUUCCACUUGGGAUCGACACAACUGUACCUCAAACCAAACAGCUACAAAAAGCCGGGGAACCCCGAACCCCUGCGCGCUCCCCCACCCGCCACCGCAGCGCAUUCUCACCUCCAGGUCCCUGAAGGUGCUGAGAUUUCUCCUCCCGGGAGCAGGGACACCCGAAGCCGUGACCCGGCAGGAGAGCGGUCCAGCCCCUCUACAGAGCCUGGGGACGCGAGUGGACCGAGCCCUGAAGCGGACCACGCGGGAUUCAACUUCACGAAGCCGCAAGGCGGUGCUGCCCGCCGAGACCCUUGCACCUCACUGCUUCACCAGCCACCGCACAGGCGGCGGGCGUCCCCUCCGCCCCCUCUUUCCUACCUCCCCCUCGCCACCUACUUCCCUCGGAGCGGGCUCCUUGCCAUCCGCCCAACUUCAGCACCCGGCGACGGAGAGAGGGAGAGAGGCCAGGAUAGAGCCGAGAGGGAGGAGGCUGGGGUGGGCGGGGAGGGAGCGGAGCAACUCGCAGCGCAUGCGUCCCGGAGACAGGCGCAGCCCCUCGCCCCGCGCAGCCGGAGGUGA
Molecule: messenger RNA, 2312 nt
Organism: Rattus rattus (black rat)
Lineage: Eukaryota; Metazoa; Chordata; Mammalia; Rodentia; Muridae
Product: protein SOGA3-like
Exons: 7
Coding region: 204-2312 (702 amino acids)
Source: RefSeq, a predicted model, not a curated record